GCCAACCAUCACGCUCGCGAUUCUCAUUCUUUCUAAACAAAAACAAAAGCAAAAAGGUUGGGAAGAGGAGAAUUCAAAAGAAUUUUAUGUUAAAAGGUUUUAGUAAGUUAGAUUUGUGUUGCAGGAUAGAUUGGUUGGUGGGCAACAGAUUGCGGUUUUUUACAAACACUUUACUAUCAUAGCAGAAGGUGCCUGAACUGAAUAAUUAUACACUUUGGACAUACACGCUGAAUAAUGGCAGAUGGACUAUCAAGCUUUUGGGGUCCUGUCACUUCAACUGACUGGUGUGAAAAAAAUUAUGUCUACUCUUCUUAUAUGGCAGAGUUUUUCAACACUAUGUCAAAUGUACCAGGCAUUCUUUUGGCACUUAUUGGCCUUAUAAAUGCCUUGAGACAGCGGUUUGAGAAGAGGUUUAGUGUUCUUCACAUAUCUAAUAUGAUACUUGCCAUUGGGAGCAUGCUAUACCAUGCCACACUGCAACGUUUGCAACAGCAAGGUGAUGAAACACCUAUGGUGUGGGAAAUGCUCCUAUAUAUCUAUAUUCUCUACUCACCAGAUUGGCACUACAGGAGUACAAUGCCCACCUUCUUGUUUCUUUAUGGUGCUGCAUUUGCAAUUAUCCAUGCGCUGUUUCGUUUUGGAAUUGGCUUCAAGGUACAUUACAUCAUACUGUGUCUUCUUUGCAUCCCUCGGAUGUACAAGUACUACAUCCACACUGCAGAUGUAUCUGCAAAGCGGCUCAUGAAGCUAUAUGUAGGCACCAUAAUCCUAGCAAGUCUUUGCUGGCUAUUUGAUCGCAUGCUUUGUGAGAAGGUUUCUGUUUGGUACUUUAAUCCCCAAGGUCAUGCAUUGUGGCAUAUUUUCAUGGGGUUCAACUCAUAUUUUGCAAACACAUUCCUGAUGUUUUGUCGCGCUCAACAGCGGGGAUGGAAUCCAAAAGUUGUUCACUUAAUGGGAUGUCUCCCAUAUGUGAAGGUUGAAAAACCAAAAACGCAGUGAAUGAUCGUGGAACAAGCAAAUUUUAUCCUCUCCGACACAUUUUUUUGGUAGGUGUAAGGUUUUGGCAGGUCAUAAACAAUAGCAAUCAUAAUUCUUUUUCCCUUCUUUCCUAAAUGGAUGUAAAUGAUAAUUGGAUGUGAUAUGAUAUGUUGACAUAUUAGUUUAUUUUAACUGAAAGAUGUGUUUUCUUUU
Pistacia vera is the source of this 1191-nucleotide messenger RNA. RefSeq names its product alkaline ceramidase-like. The record is from RefSeq and is a predicted model, not a curated record. Gene Ontology annotation, biological process: defense response to other organism; autophagy; ceramide metabolic process. The coding region runs from base 235 to 999 and encodes 254 amino acids. The transcript has 3 exons. Gene Ontology annotation, cellular component: membrane. Gene Ontology annotation, molecular function: hydrolase activity, acting on carbon-nitrogen (but not peptide) bonds, in linear amides. Lineage: Eukaryota; Viridiplantae; Streptophyta; Magnoliopsida; Sapindales; Anacardiaceae.